AUGUGGUUCCCAAUAGCGUUUUUCUUGGUAUCGACCUUUUUGUUAUCGGGAUUCGCCAUCAAUCAUUUUAUCCGGCUCUCGAAACAGCCACUGUACCUAUCGGUGAUUCUGGUAUUCUCGCUCUUCUUACCUUUCUCCAUCAUAUUCCUCCUUCCUGUCGACCUGAUAUCCACUUCCGCUGACACAUACAAGCAGUUUAAGGAAUCUAUAUUUUAUUUGAAUCAGCCCACUGUGCUAUUCCUUUGGAAGUUCAACUAUUGGACCACCUUUUCGUUAACAUGGAUCAUCCUGCCCUUUUUCCAAUACUGGUUUGGAUCUGGAUAUUACAAACGGGGAGAUCGCUUCAAGUACUCGCUAAUUGAGCUUCUGAAGUUCCAAAUGAUUAUGAUUGCCUGCGGGCUUAUCAUUUUUUUCUACAUCCUAGUUCGACACACAUCUUGGCUCAAUUUCAAAUUUCUCAAGUCCCUGGUUAUUACAGUCAGCCAUAUAUAUUCGCUUGUUUUAGCCUUGUGGCUUAUGGCGCACGGUCUCAUAUAUCUUCCACGGCAUGAAUGGGAAACAUCCGGAAACUACUCCAACCAGCUGCACAAAAUGUACCUUAAGGUUCCAGAGAUAAACGAGCAGUUGGAGGACACAAAAUUCGAGCUCCGUGAGCUCUGCGGAAAAAUCAAGACAUUAAGCCAUCUCGAUAAUCUUGAGUACAGAGACUGGAUCCUCAAGCUUGUGGGAUCCAUACCUCCCGAAUUCAACGAAAUGGUUCAUCAUGGUGUCGAACCGUUCACCAACUCAGAGCUGAACACGAAACUGCUCAACAAGCUCUCUAAGCAGUUAAAAGAGCUGAAAUGGGAAUACAAUCAUAAGCUUAUCGAACUCCAAAUCACCGUAGAGAAGGUGAUAGUUUUGGAAGAUAAAGUUAACGCACAACUGCUUGGAGAAUACCAUCCAAGACUGGAAAGACCUUGGAUAUCGAGCCCAAAAGUCAAUUACUACCUCCAUCAAUACGUCAAACCCUUCCUGGGGAAACUUCUCUCGCUAUGUUUGAUUGUGCUCUCUACUGUCAUUGUGGAAUCAGAAACGCUUCACGGCUUCCAGUUCUCUUUGAUCAAACGCUUGAUAGCUGCCAUCACAAUAAAUGCCACCAAAAUCUACGUCCAGAUCUUCACCAUUUGUUUUCUGGUUCUGACAUACAUGCUCGUCUGCGCGAUGCUAUCGCUAUCACAAGUCAAAGUCUUCAAUAUAUACCAUAUUGAGUCCAAUCAGUCAUCAGACCCGGUGUCGAUGAUCUUCUUCAUCAGCUAUGCGUGCCGUCUGACCAUCCCCUUGAGUUACAACUUCUUAAUGUUGCUGGACGCAAAGUUCACCACCAAUUCCUCGUUCCAGCUCUUUUUUGGCAACUCCAUCCAGCUCAUCUCCUUGGGUAACUUCCUCAAUGACCUGCUACCCCGGCUAAUCAUCAUCCCUAUCCUGCUCACAAUGUUCAGGUUUUGGGAAAAGGCAAAAGCUUGGCUCUCGCGUGUUUUCCUGUUUGAUUACUUGAUCAGAGAACUGGAUUUUGAGGACGACGACCUCGACACAGCGAACUAUAGUGGGGACCUUGAAGGGCGGCCAGGAUCACAGUCAACGCGGGAGAAUGCGCGGAUCCAUGAAAGCAAACAGAUUAUACAGCGUCUUUUGAAUUCAGACCAACGUUUUUCGAGCACACCAAUCAGGCCGUUGACUCUCUCGAAUAACCCAGCGUCUCAAGAGCAAUCGCUUACGUCUUUUCGCGAAUUUUUUAGCCGUCUAUUCUCACGGUUACGUUUUCGCAGCCCAGCUUCUCAGUACGAAGGAUUAAGAACAUACAACCUAAGUUUAGGUACGGACAACGGUAGCAGACGAACUAGCACCGACACAGGCAUCUCGCUCAACACUAACAUCUCGUUCGACAACGACAACCGACUGCUUCGGGAUGACGAUAUCAUGCUUAUUGACGAGGACGACGUCUCCGAGAUAUAA
Messenger RNA from Ogataea parapolymorpha DL-1, 1995 nucleotides. RefSeq lists its product as uncharacterized. The transcript is spliced from 2 exons. The record is from RefSeq and is a predicted model, not a curated record. Gene Ontology annotation, cellular component: membrane. The coding region runs from base 1 to 1995 and encodes 664 amino acids. Lineage: Eukaryota; Fungi; Ascomycota; Pichiomycetes; Pichiales; Pichiaceae.